AUGCCGGAGCUCGAUAGCUGUGAGGCCUGUAAGCAGAGAAAGGUCAAGUGUGAUCGUGCACAGCCUUCUUGCGGGUGGUGCUCUCGUAACGACCAUCCCUGUGAAUACAGAGAACGAAAGAAGCCUGGCCUUCGAGCAGGCUAUGGCCGUGAGCUCGAAGGGAGGCUCGAUCGUCUCGAAGCUCUCCUUCAAGAACAAGGCCGUCAAUUAGCAGCACAUUUGGCAGAAUCAUGCACGAUUGGUCCCGCUGUUCCGAGGCCCGGUGUGCAAGGUCCCAGUCCAGAGGCUCCAACACGGGGUUCCUUCGACGCCCAAGCGAUAAAUUUUGGAGGAGAUUCGUCCUUUCAGCAACAGAUGAUCGAUCCGAAGCUGCAUCCCCCCGGCUCUCGCCAUGGACCUCUUCAAUAUCCACCAGCCCAGCAGGGUAUGCCAGACCAACAAAUGCCUCAACCACAGAGUCAUUAUACACCGUCAGCGCAUUCUCAUGCCCUCACCUCACCUCAUUCUACAGCCGGGUACCAGGGAACCCAGGUAUUCAAUGAGCAUUCGGCAAUGCUACCCCCAUAUGAUCUCUUAUAUGCCCUGGUCGAUCUAUAUUUCAAACAUGUCAAUAUUUGGCUCCCCUUGCUGGAGAGGAAAACCACGUUGGAUACGCUCUUCGGCCCUUCGUCACUCGAUGAAGCGGACCGAGUCUUAUUACACGCGAUAGUUGCGACGACGCUGCGGUUCUCACGGGAUCCGCGAUUGACGCCGGAGAGUCGUCAGCAUUAUCAUGACACGUCCAAGCAACGUGUGCAAUUAUUCGGCUUGGAGAACUCCAACGUCAGGGCAUUGCAAGCACUGGUCAUAUUAGCUCUGGACGUGACCGGGACGACAAACGGCCCACCAGCAUGGAAUCUGUUGGCUUUGAUCAGUAGGAGUAUGGUACAACUGGGACUUGCCGUUGAAUCAACUUCUACCCUCGCAUCCCCCAUGUAUCCCUCGAUCGCCACUCUGCGAGCGUCGGUUUUACCGGAGCCCAAAAGUUGGGUUGAAGACGAGGAACGACGCCGGCUAUUUUGGGCGGUCUACCUGCUGGAUCGAUAUGCCACCAUUGCCACGGCGUUCGAGUUCGCUCUGGACGAGAAAGAGGCCGAUCGCCGAUUACCUUGCCGGGAUGAUCUCUUCGCGGCCAACAAAUCCGUCGAAACCAGGUGGUUUCGGCCUCCUGAACGUCCCCGAUACGCCACGGGGAUGGCUGAUGCCCAUGGACAUUUUUCGUACCAUUGCGAACUGAUGGCUAUUCUGGGGCAUAUUCACCAAUUCCUCAAACGGCCGAUCGACAUUGGCUCGCUGGCAGAUGUGGAGCAGUGGCAAGGCUCAUACCGUGCGCUGGAUAGUGACCUCAAUGCCUGGCAUUUCAGUCUGCCUGACGAGUUUGCCAACGUCACCCGCCUUUUGAAAUCCAAUGUGCCUGCUAAAAAUACCCAUUGUGGCUGGAUCAUGCUACAUGCCGCAUACUGUUUGACGGUGAUUCGUUUAAACUCAUCGGCUGCGUACCCCAGCCAGACGUCGCCGAUCUUUUCUUCGUCCUACAGUGCCAUGCAGCGAUGUUUGUCGGCGGUCGAGAAUUUGCGUCAGCUAUGUCGUUUCGUUAAGCUCAGUGGCCUGCUGGACCGCCUCGGGCCCCCAUUCGCAUUCGCCAUCUGGGUGGGCGCUCGUGUUAUGCUGGUGCACGGCUCCACGAUGGAUCACGAGGUGGAUCCCGACAUCGAUUUCUUUGUGACCACGCUGUCUGAGAUGGGCGAAAAUUGGCUCGUUGCAAAACGAUACAGUGAAAUCUUGAGUCGGGUGCUGGGGGAGUAUCGACAGUCACAGCGGGCGAGCGGGGUGACAGGGGAGAUGGUGACUCCGUCGACGGUGAAAAUCCUGGCCGACAUGCGCCGAUGUGCCUACGAUCUGGACUUUUUGAUAUCUCGGCAGCCGCACGCGGCCGCGGUUAAAUCAUACCAUCCGACGCGGGCGAAUACACCGGCCCCCAACGAACUCGAGUACUUGGACGUAUUCGAUCUAUUCAACUUCCCUCGACCACCGAUGACCCAUGAAGGAGUUGAAAAUGGAAAUACGCAGGCCCUAGAUCACGCUGCGCCCCCCGACCUCGCGGCGAUGAAUACCGCCAUGAUCCCGAAUUUUGCAGUGCCCAAUCCGGAGGCUGAUUGGCUCUUCCACACAAGCUAG
Rhinocladiella mackenziei CBS 650.93 is the source of this 2217-nucleotide messenger RNA. RefSeq lists its product as uncharacterized. NCBI's taxonomy places the organism in Eukaryota, Fungi, Ascomycota, Eurotiomycetes, Chaetothyriales, Herpotrichiellaceae. The transcript is spliced from 3 exons. The record is from RefSeq and is a predicted model, not a curated record. Gene Ontology annotation, cellular component: nucleus. Gene Ontology annotation, molecular function: DNA-binding transcription factor activity, RNA polymerase II-specific; zinc ion binding; DNA binding. Gene Ontology annotation, biological process: DNA-templated transcription; regulation of DNA-templated transcription. The coding region runs from base 1 to 2217 and encodes 738 amino acids.